UACGAGAAUUAGAGUUCUAAUAGGACACAGAUUCUUCAAUUGGCUUCAGCCAGCUCUUUAUCUCUCUCCGUAUCUUCAUUCUUCUUUCAAUGCGUUGAUUCUAUUCGCUCUACCGAUCAUAAUAUAUUUGAUGCAAGUCGAUUUCUCUAUAGUUCUUCUUCACCCACCGUUUAAAAAAUUCAGAGAAUGACGGCUGCAAAAGGGGUUUGUGAGGCGGUUUCUGAGGUGGUUACAAAACCUAGCUCUUACCAGAUUGAUAUGCCCAAGCCUGAUUCUAACGGGAUCAGCCACCAUAAUGAUCCUGAUAAUUCCAAUGCUUUCAUGAAUGGAUCAAAUGGUUUGAGUGAGGAUCUUGUGGUUAAUAAUGACGUUGUUGAGUUGGAUUCGAGUGUUUUAACUGAUUCUGAGGUCGUUGAGGUUCAAGGUGUGGAAUUUGAUGCUCAAAGCGGAAAAUUGGAUAGCAAAAGUGCCGAAAUUAGUGAAUUGUUGGAUGGGGAACAUGAUGCUGUUGAAGGGACUAGUGGGAUUUUCGCGUUGGAGAAUAUCCCCCAAGAUCAACAGAAUUCCCUUGGGACGGAGGGGCUUGGCGUUGCGAAUGGGACUAAUGGGAUUCUACCUGUGGAAAAUUGCAACCCCCAAGAUCAACAAAAUUCCCUUGGGGGUGAGGGACACGACUUUGCAAAUGAGGCUAAUGGGAAUCUCCCGGUGAAAAAUGGCAUUCCUCAAGAUCAACAGAAUUCCCUUUGGAAUGGGGUUGAGGUUCAAGAUGCGGCUACUGAUGCGAUGGAGGUGCAAGUUGGAAAAACUGAGAAUGGGGCAGCAGUUGAAAUAAAGCAGGUUCAGGGCCAAACUGGUAAAACAGAAAGCAAUGCGGAAGAUGAAAUAGAACUGGUUCAGGAACAGUCUGGAGAAACAAAAAGGAAUGCAGAAGAUGAAGUAGAACAGGUUCAGGAUCAAACUGGAAACACAGAAAGGAAUGCAGAAGAUGAAAUAGAACAGAUUCAGGAACAAUCUGGAAAAACAGAAAGCAGUGUUGAAGAUAAAACAGCAAGCAACGGAGAAGAUGAAAUAGAACCAGUUCAGGACCAAACUGGAAAAACAGAAAGCAAUGGAGAAGAUGAAAUAGAACCAGUUCAGGACCAAACUGGAAAAACAGAAGGCAAUGCAGAAGAUGAAAUAGAACAGGUUCAGGACCAAUCUGGAAACACAGAAAGCAAUGAAGAAGAUGAAAUAGAACCAGUUCAGGACCAAACUGGAAAAACAGAAAGCAGUGUAGAAGAUGAAAUAGAACAGGUUCAGGACCAAACUGGAAAAACAGAAAGCAGUGUAGAAGAUGAAAUAGAACAGGUUCAGGACCAAUCUGGAAAAACAGAAAGCAAUGCCGAAGAUAAAACUGAAAGCAAUGCAGAAGAUGAAAUAGAACCGGUUCAGGACCAAACUGGAAAAACAGAAAGCAGUGUAGAAGAUAAAAUAGAACUGGUUCAGGAUCAAACUGGAAAAACAGAAAGCAAUGCAGAAGAUGAAAUAGAACCAGUUCAGGACCAAUCUGCAGUUCAGGAGCAAUCUGGAAAAACAGAAGGCAGUGCAGAAGAUGAAAUAGAACAGUUUCAGGAUCAAAAUGAAGAAACUGAAAGUUUGGUCAAAGCUGAAAUAGAGAAAGUUGAGGAUUGGACAAAAUCGGAGUCCUGCUCUAGUGUGAUUGAGAAUCAGGAAUCUCAAGUGGGGUUGGGUACACAAUUAGCUGAGGGUGUGGAAUUAAAUAAUUUGUUGUCAGACAUUAUUGUGUCUCGUGAUGCCAUUGAAAAAUGCCCGGGUUAUAAUCUAGAACUUGAUGUUGUUGCAGAUGCUGUUGAAUGUGAAUUACGAAAGGUUGAAGUUGGGGAGAUGAGCUCAGAGGAAGUUCCCGUUACCACUUCUAUGUAUUUGGAUCCCAAAUCCUGGCCACUUAUUAAUGAGGAGAAGACAAAGAGAGAAUUAGAAUCAGAGAAGUCUCAGAUGUUGUUUUCAAGGCGCUGGGCUGACAUGGUGAAAACUCCCUCGAGGAAAACAAUAAUUGUUCAUGACCAUGCUUUUAAAGUAAAUAAAGAAAAUUUCCCUCUACCUCCACGUCAUGAAGAACCGGCUGAACAUCCUGAUUGCAGUGAAGAAUCGCCUAAAGCUGUAAAAUCUGAAAUUUUGAUUGAUGUUUGUCAACCAACUGACAACUUCUCAGCUUCAAUUUCUGAGCCUCGUGAACCUCAACUUGAAAAUUUUGAUGCUAAAAGCACUGAUGAGGUUUCUUCUUCAUCUAGCGAUGGUCUGAGAUUACAAAUUAAUGUGGAGAACGUCCCAAUUGUUGACAACAUAAUUCUAGGUUGUACCACUAAUGAUGCAAAUGAAAGUGAGGACAAUGGGAAUGGAAUUUCAACAGCUCCUCCAAAAGGUUCUACUGAUGUCAUGCUUGCUCGAGAAAACUUGAGUGUUGGGGCUGCGACAAGGCCAUUCUAUCUUGUUAGGAUUCCAAAGUCUAAUGAUAGGAAACUGAGAGAGCAGAUAAAACAUGCUCAGCUAGAAGUUGAUGAGAAGACUCGGCUGAGGAAUGCUAUUCAACUCGAAAUUCAGAAGACAAGGGAAAAUUAUCGAGCUUGUGGUUCUCAAUGCGAAGCUGCCAUGAUUGAAAGAGGAGCUGCAAGGAAGAUAAUGAGAUCGAAGCUCUCGGAAAUAGAUUUUCUUCAUUCUGUUAUUAACAGAGCCAAGAGUGUGAUAACUAUUGAGGAUUUGGAUAGACAGAUAUGCAAUAUGGAACAUAUGAUACAGCAUGAAACCCUUACCCUAAAGGAGGAAAAGCAGCUCAUUCAUGAAAUCAAACAAGUGAAACAGCACCGUGAUAAAUUGUCACAUAGCAUUGGUAGCCAAGAUGAAAUCCAACAGGCCUUGGACCAGAGAGAGGAAGCUGAAGAGCGUUUGAAGAUCUUAAAGAAGGAGCUCGAUGGCCUCAAGGAUAGUAUCUCAAAAAUUGAAGAAGCUGCUACUGCCGCAGGUAGGGAACGUGAAGAUGAAAAUAGGAAGGCUGAAGAACUACGUGUUCAGUUCAGAGCUGCAGAUGAUAUUCGCCAAGCAGCAUAUUCUCAAUUGCAGAGUCUGAGAAAAGAACUUUUUGAGAAGAACGAACAUUUUCGCAAGUACAUGGGUGAUGCAGCUACAGCCAGGGAUUGUGCAUUUAACGAAGAUAGAGAGGGACUUCACCAUCUUUGCGUAAAUCAGGUGGAAAAAAUAAUGAAACUCUGGAACACAAAUGACAAGUUCCGAAAGGAAUAUGUGAAGCAGAAUGAAAGGAGUACGCUCACGAGAUUUGGAACUCUGGAUGGUCUUUCGCUAGGCCAUGACAAGGUGCCACCUAAUCUUCCCGGUUAUGUGAAUGAAGGAGUUGGUAAGCUGGGUUUAACACCAGUGGAGACUGGCUCUAUCCAAAGUUCACCUCUGGAAUUAUCAGAACCUAAGAAUCGUAUGAUGACAAAUAAGGAACCUGCUAAACCUGUAUUGGUGAAUGCCUUAGCAACUGUUUCUGGCGAGGAUGUGAUCAGUGAGAUCAAGAAAAAACCAAUGAAAUCAAAGGAAGAGGUGGAGCUGGAAAGGAAGAUAGAGGAGGAAUCAAGAGAAGAGGCUAAGGCCAAGUUGACAGAGCAACUUAGGCUGGAGGAAAUAGAAAAGGCUAAGUUGGCACUUGAGAGGAAGAAGAGGAAUGCAGAAAAGGCACAAAGGAGAGCUGAACAACGAGCACAGAAGGAAGCAGAACAGAGAGAAAAGGAGAGGGAGAAGAGGCUGAAAAAGAAGGAACGAAAGAAUGCUUCUGCUGCUGCUCCAAGCGAAGUCAAUGAUGUUAGUAGGGCCAUUCAAAGCACUGAAAUCCAAACCGAGAUUGUGGAGGAGACGAAUUCUGUAGCAGCAGCAAGUACUAGAAGACCUCCAAAACAAAGCAAGUCAAAAUAUAAUAUCCCUCCAUCAAUCGUUCGCAAUCGAAACAAGAGAAAGUGGCAGCCUUGGAUAUGGCUAGUUUUGGCAUGCCUCACUGUAGUUGCUCUAUUCUUGCUGGGAAAUACAGGUAUGUUUACAAAUGCAAAUCACAAGUGGUGGUGAAACCUUUUUAACUAGUUGCAUAUCUAUUAGUGUCCAACUCAGGUUAGUGUAUAGAAAAUUCUUUCUUUGUUCUCUACAUAGAUUUUUGUAUUUAUCUGUUUAGACUUUAUCUUUGGCUUCUGGGGUCUAAACUUCUAAAUUUUUUUCGUAUCGAUAAUUUAAAAUAUCAUACAUUAAUUUC
Messenger RNA from Olea europaea var. sylvestris, 4297 nucleotides. RefSeq lists its product as uncharacterized. Lineage: Eukaryota; Viridiplantae; Streptophyta; Magnoliopsida; Lamiales; Oleaceae. The transcript has 8 exons. The record is from RefSeq and is a predicted model, not a curated record. Bases 187 to 4116 code for a protein of 1309 amino acids.